Messenger RNA from Gracilinanus agilis (Agile Gracile Mouse Opossum), 2608 nucleotides. RefSeq names its product peptidylprolyl isomerase G (gene PPIG). Gene Ontology annotation, cellular component: nucleus. NCBI's taxonomy places the organism in Eukaryota, Metazoa, Chordata, Mammalia, Didelphimorphia, Didelphidae. Bases 155 to 2398 code for a protein of 747 amino acids. The record is from RefSeq and is a predicted model, not a curated record. Gene Ontology annotation, biological process: protein peptidyl-prolyl isomerization; protein folding. Gene Ontology annotation, molecular function: peptidyl-prolyl cis-trans isomerase activity. The transcript has 13 exons.
GUGAAAGUAGAAUUGGAUCAUCCAAUCAGUUGUCCUUGAUUUUUGUCUUCUGUUUAAAGGAUUUUUCUACAGAGGCUGCCAAGAAAUUGUUGCUGGUUCAAUACAGUUUUAUUUAAACCCAUAUUUUGAAUGUAGUUUAGAAGUAUUUGAAACCAUGGGAAUAAAGGUCCAGCGUCCUCGAUGUUUUUUUGACAUAGCCAUAAACAAUCUACCUGCUGGAAGAGUUGUCUUUGAAUUAUUUUCUGAUGUGUGUCCCAAAACAUGUGAGAAUUUCCGAUGCCUUUGUACAGGUGAAAAGGGUACAGGAAAAUCUACUCAGAAGCCAUUGCAUUAUAAAAGUUGUCUUUUUCACAGAGUUGUAAAGGAUUUUAUGGUUCAAGGUGGUGACUUCAGUGAAGGAAAUGGACGAGGUGGGGAAUCCAUUUAUGGAGGAUUUUUUGAAGACGAGAGUUUUGCCGUUAAACACAACAAAGAAUUUCUGUUGUCAAUGGCCAAUAGGGGAAAGGACACUAAUGGUUCACAGUUCUUCAUCACAACUAAACCUACACCUCAUUUAGAUGGGCACCAUGUUGUUUUUGGACAAGUGAUAUCUGGUCAAGAGGUUGUGAGAGAGAUUGAAAACCAGAAAACAGAUGCAUCAAGCAAACCAUACGCUGAAGUACGAAUACUUAGCUGUGGGGAGCUAAUUCCCAAAUCCAAAGCCAAGAAGGAAGAAAAGAAAAGACAUAAGUCAUCAUCUUCAUCCAGUGAUUCAGAGAGUUCAAGUGAUUCUCAGUCCUCUGAUUCAUCUUCUGAUUCGGAAAGUGCUUCUGAAGAAAAAUCAAAAAAAAGAAAAAAGAAACACCGGAAGUCCCGAAAACAUAAGAAGGAAAAGAAGAAGAAAAAGAAAAGCAAGAAAAGUUCCUCUACUGAGAGUGAAGAUGAAAGCCCUGAAGCACAACCACAAUCUACUGUCCGCCCAGAAGAGAUCCCUCCUAUUCCCGAAAACAGGUUUCUAAUGAGAAAAAGUCCUCCUAAAGUAGAUGAGAAAGAGAGGAAGAAUAGAGAAAGGGAGAAAGAAAGAGAGUGUAAUCCAUCUAACUCCCAAUCUUCAUAUCAAAGACGACUUCUAGUCACAAGAUCUGGAAGGAAAAUUAAAGGAAGAGGACCAAGGCGCUAUCGAACACCUUCCAGAUCCAGAUCACGGGAUCGUUUCAGGCGAAGUGAGACUCCUCCACAUUGGAGACAGGAGAUGCAGAGAGCACAAAGAAUGAGGGUAUCAAGUGGUGAAAGGUGGAUCAAAGGAGAUAAGAGUGAAUUAAAUGAAAAUAAAAAAGAAAAUCAAAAAAGUCCCGCAAGAGGAAAAGAAAGAAAAAUAUCUGAACACAGACAUGUAUCAGAAAGUCCAAAUAGAAAAAGUGAAAAGGAAAAGAAAACUAAAGACCAUAAAUCCAACAGUAAAGAGAGGGACACAAGGAGAAAUUCGGAGAAAGAUGACAAAUACAAUAAAAGCAAAGCAAAGAGAAGGGCCAAGUCUAAAAGCAGGAGUAAAAGUAAAGAGGAGUCAAAAAGUAAAGAAAGAGAUUCCAGGCAUAACAGGCAUGAAGAGAAGAGAAUGCGAUCAAGAAGCAAAGAGAGGGAUCAUGAAAAAGUAAAAGAAAAAGAGAAACAUUCUGAUUCUCGCCUCAAAGAGCGAGAAAAGAGCAGGAGUAAAGAGAGAUCUAAGCGAGCAGAGUCAAAAAAUAAUGAACAUGACCAUAGAAGUAAAGACAAGGAUAAAAGGGCCAAGUCAAAGAGUAGAGAACGGGAGGUGACCAAAGGAAAGCACAGCUCCAAUGGCCGGACAAGGGAACGAAGCAGAAGCAGGGACAAAGGAAGAAGAGCCAGAUCUAGGAGCAAAGACCGAGACCGUAGUAGGAGCAAAGAGUACUAUAGAAACAGAGAGAGGGAAUCCCGGAGAAGAGGGAGAUCAAGGAGCAAAGAGAGAAAAGGAACACCAGAAAAAUCUAGAAGUAAAGAUAGGAGGAGGAGGAGAGAGUCAAGGAGUUCAGGGAGGGAGGAAAGUCAAAGCAGAAACAAAGAAAAAAGUAAAAACCAAGAAACAAAGAGUUCACACAGAAAAGAAAACUCUGAGAAUGAAAAAAGGCACUCAAGAAACCAUGAUAACAGUAGCCGAGACAGCAGUAAGGAAAAAAAAGCCGAUAGAAACCAGAGUCCAAACUCAAGGAAACAGAAUAGUAAGGACAAAGAAUUAAAGUCCUCCACAUACAAAAAUAAGGAAGAAGAAAAAAACAGAUGCUCAUUAGAAAAAGAAAUCAACCAAAAAUCAAAGAGUCAAGAAAGAGACCAUACACGAGGUAAAGAUAAAAAAUCUGAUCAUGAGUCCAGCCCUGGAACUGAUGAAGACAAAAGUGGAUGAGUGAGGGCCUCAAACUUUGUAUUUCCAUUUUUCUCUUUAGGUUUUAGAGACUUGCUGAAGAACACAUCUUUUUUGUUGUUUUCCUCUUCCUUUUCGUUUUGGGGUUGUUUUUUUUUUAAUGCGGACUUCAUUAAGUUUGAUCUUUUGAUAUUCUACAACCUGAAUAAUUUGUACUGCUAAAGUUUUAAUAAACUUGAAAUGAGAAAAACA